This is a messenger RNA of Emiliania huxleyi CCMP1516, 2454 nucleotides long. RefSeq lists its product as hypothetical. The transcript is spliced from 4 exons. Gene Ontology annotation, molecular function: acyltransferase activity, transferring groups other than amino-acyl groups; protein binding. The coding region runs from base 1 to 2454 and encodes 817 amino acids. The record is from RefSeq and is a predicted model, not a curated record. NCBI's taxonomy places the organism in Eukaryota, Haptophyta, Isochrysidales, Noelaerhabdaceae.
AUGUGCGGAGCGAGGCUCGGCGAGGAUUUGCCUCCGCCUGGCCCAGACGUCGGGCCAACGCCACCUCGCCGAAGCGGGCGGCGCCCUGCGUCCAGCCCGGCCCUGCAGCUGCCGUGCGACGACGCUGCGAUUGCGGCGCUGCUCUCACCGAGAAAGCUGGCAUUGGAUUGCGGAGGCGCCAGCGCUGGUGGUGUUGAGGCGACAAAGCUGCUCAAGGCGUCCUUCGGCUCACUUAGCGACAACCGCGCCGCGCUCGAUUUAACCGGGCCCUUCAAGGACGCUGAGCGCGCCGUACUUCUUGACAGCGAGACGCGACAUGUGCUCGCCGCCGCAGUUGUGCACGUGCGUGCUGGCUCGGUGCUCGAGGUCCCUCUCUUCGCUACAGCCAAGAAAUUCCGGGGGCAAGGCUUCGGCUCUGCGCUCUAUGCGGCCCUCGCAGGGCUCGGUCGCCGCCUCGGCCUGCAAACCCUCGUCGUCUCAGCCACAGACGAGUCUCGUGCCUUUUGGGUCCGGCAGGGGCUGCACGCCAAAAAGUUCUGCGGCGCGGCGGAGAAGAGCGCGAUGAGCUCGCUGGAGCAGCGCGGCCUCGUCACCUCCUUCGAAAACACGACGCUGAUGGCCGCGCCCAUUCCGCAGGGCCUCGAGCCGCCGCCCCUCGCGCUCGACCAGCGCGACCGCGACCGGCUCCCCGGCCUGAAGGCGCGUGCCGCCGCCACUACGCACUGCUACGAGGACAUCAACGAUAAGGGGAGCUUCUGGGUCGCGGCCGAUGGCAGCCGGCAGUGGCGCGCGCCCUACCCUGCGGAUGAGAUGCUGACCGGCGUCGACCCGAACGUCAAGUGGGUGCCGUACAAGGAGCUGGAGGCCUUCUUUGCGGGUCCGACGCGCGGGUGGGGCUUGCGCUGCACGCGAGACAUUAAGGACACGGAGUUUGUGGUGGAGAUCGUCGGCCGCUGCCUCUCGUUCGAGGAGUACGAGCAGCUCGAGGACAAGACCUACGCGGUGGGCUUCCCCGAGAAUAUUAGCGAGGCUAAGCGCGCGGCGGGCGAUCGGCUGCAGUACAUCGACCCGAAGACGGAGGGGGGGCUGUGGCGCUUCAUCAACGACUCGGAGGAGGCGCCCAACCUCCGCCUCGUCUACAUCCCUCGCUUUGAGAAGCCCUCGGCCAAGAAUCCAGACGGCGUGCUCCCGAAGCGCGCCUUUCUCCAGGCAGCGCACGACAUCCCCGCGGGCGUCGAGCUCACGUGGGACUACGGCCCCGCCUACCCACGGCCCUGGAAGGAGGCCGAGGCCUCUGAGGCCGGCGGACAGGCGUUGCGGGUCGAUGAGGGCGGCCGCAGAGCAGCAGCAAAGUGGGCGAGCGCAGAGCCCGGCAGGUCUGUGUCCUCGCCCACUCCAGCCGACGUGGGGGCGGCGGAGCGUUGCCGCGGGGAGGCUUCCACUCGCGGUGGCACGGGCGAGGGGCGGGUGUCUGGGGGGGCAGACGCGCGGGUGGAGAAGCCGGCGCUUGCAGAGCGCGACCGCGCGACCACCGACCGCAAGCUGUGGCCGGGCGCCUUUGACGCCGGGUGGCGCAUCCGCGAGGCCUGCCGCAAUGCGGCUAAGAACAGCCACUGGAAGUACGUCAGCCCUGAGGGCAAGGACUACACCUCCGCUGCCGCGGCGGCCAGCGCUUCCGGCCGCGGUGAGUCGAGGCCCUCUGGGCUCGUGGCAACCGCUGCCGCCGCCUCCUCCGGGCACGAGUCCGGUGCUGAGAGCGAGUUGGAAGUGGAGUGCGAGGGAGACAAGGAGUGGUUCGCCGGCGUGAUCAAGAGCUACUCCUCCCGGCGUGGGCUCUGCGUCGCGUACGACAACGGCGAGACUCAGUACGAAGAUUUGGACGACUGGGGUCUCGACGACUUGGAGGUUGUCGGCUUUGAAGGUGACGAUACUACCUCCUCUUUGCAGCACCUCCACGCCUUCGACACUUCAAGCGAUGAGGAGGAGCCGCACAUGACGGGUGCGCUCUCGGCAGAGGACGCGGCGGCUACCUCGGCAGAGGACGCGGCGAGGGCCCCGGCUCGCGCGUGCUCGACGUGCACGCUCCUCUGCGACGACCCGCAGGCGCGGAGCUGUCAGGCGAUCAGCGACGGCGGAUACGAGCAGGCGGCGGAGCAGGAGGAGGGCCGGCUCCGCGGGGCAAAGCUGGACGACGAGUGGGUGGGAAAGGGCGAGCUGCCGCCGGCACUGGUCGCGAGGGCGGAGGAGCUCGUGGCGCAGCGCGAGGCGGAGCGAUCCGCGCUCUCGGCCUCGCAGGGAUCGGACAGCGACAGCGAUGCAUCACCCGCUUCCUCGCGCAGCAAGCCCAACGAGCUGGCGGGCGCGAUCCCGCCCGUUCGGCUCGCUCAACUUGCAGGCAGAGCCCGCCCGGGCGAGCAGCAGCAGCGAAACGUCGGGGGCGACCUCUGCACGUGA